Messenger RNA from Uranotaenia lowii, 2353 nucleotides. It is a transcript of the gene vih, whose product is annotated as ubiquitin-conjugating enzyme E2 C. The transcript has 2 exons. Lineage: Eukaryota; Metazoa; Arthropoda; Insecta; Diptera; Culicidae. Bases 443 to 973 code for a protein of 176 amino acids. The record is from RefSeq and is a predicted model, not a curated record.
GAUUGAACUUAAAACUAGGCAACACGGCAACACGGAAACGGCUCUCAAAUCAAUUGUAGCCCAUGCAGCAAAAUUAUCGUUAACGCCCAAACGGUUUUUUGUAAGUGUGUGUGUGUUCCUGGAAACGGAAUUCCAAAACGACGACAAACGUCAAUCAGCAGGAAUAAAAAAAAACGAAUUUUACCCUCGAAACAACAGAAGUUUAGGAAGCCAUCAUCGUCUCGUCGAUUGUUCGAGGAAAAUUCGGUUACACACAGCUCUAUGGUUCUGUUUUAAGGAUAAAAACGUACAAAGUCUAGCAGUGAACUGUGUUAUCGUGAAGAAAAACUCUCAGAAAAACGAAUUAAUAUCAAUUUAGUAAAUUUUCGAUUGCCAACUUGAAAAGUGGUCUACUUCGUCAACAUUAUCGUCAUCAUCAUUGCUACACGGUCCGCAUUUAGACAUGGCGCAGAACAUCAAUCCUGAAAGGGCCGCUUCUUCAAACUCGUCCAAACAAAAUGACGAAACUCUUAUCAACAACAAUAAUCAUGCCGUGAGUAAAAGAUUGCAAAAAGAGCUGAUGGCUCUCAUGAUGUCACCGGACAAGUCCAUAUCAGCGUUUCCGGAGGGUGAAAAUUUCUUCAAAUGGAUCGGAACUAUCGGUGGCCCGGAGGAUACCGUUUACAAGGGUCAAAAGUACAAGCUGUUGCUGGAGUUCCCGAACUCGUAUCCGUACUCUGCACCCAAUGUCAAGUUUUUGACGCCUUGUUUCCAUCCGAAUGUGGACCUUAGCGGUUCGAUUUGUUUGGACAUCCUGAAGGACAAGUGGUCCGCUUUAUACGACGUGCGGACAAUCCUUCUAUCGAUCCAGUCAUUGCUCGGUGAACCGAAUAAUGAUAGCCCGUUGAACUCACAGGCCUCCCAGAUGUGGCCAAACCAGGUCGAGUACAAAAAGUACCUGGAUGAGUUCUACGAAAAACAUAAAGAAGCCUAGAGAGCCUGUUGGCCCGGGGACAGAACAAAAUCUGGUAUGAGUGAGAUAAAAUGAUUAUGUGAAUGUUGUUCGAGAGCGCGAAAGAGCAAUUUAAACAAUAAGAGUACAUUAAGCGGACAUCUAACAAAAGGAUUACAAGAGUUCACGCGCAUAGUACACACGUGCACGCCAGCUAUUUAUGCAGAUAGACCUAUGAUUACGCUAAUCACAAGCAAAGGGUUGAUUGAACAUUUAACAAUUUGAACAAAACUGACGAAAGCGAAUGCGUUAUUUCUAGGAAGGGAAAGCUAAACUUCCCACAGGACUCAUUGCUUGGGCAGGUGGAAGUAAUUACAUAUUUAUUAUAGAAAAGCGACUAAAAUGUUUAUUGUAUGAUUGAUUCAUGUAUUGCUAAUAUGUUUUUAUAUAACUUUUCGAUGAAACUCAUGAGUUUUCUUCAUUUGAUGGGAAAUUGAAUAUUCCUGUAUGAAAAAAUAGUAACAUAUACUUAAUUUCUAAUGCAGGAAAGCAAUUUCACUGGCGUGGAAAGUUUAAACUGAAAACGUUCAAAUAGUCAACUUUAAAUUAGUAAAGCUUACUCCGUAUUCUUAAAGUAAAUAUCCGGUUUAAAUGAUUCCAGUUUAAAAUUUCAAAGGUUAAGUUCAUAUUAGUUCACAAAUCCGAGUAUUUAUUCAACCACAGAAGGAUAAUGGAACAUUUUUUCAUUCGUUGAAAACUCCCGAAUAUGAUUAUUCUCAUAAAAGUUACUCGACACAAUCUUUAAGUAUGAUCUUGUAAAUUUCAUCUUACAACUGUUCGGAAAAACUUUGCGACGUUGCAUUUUGUGUUUCAAUGUGAUUUUGUCUGUAUAGUAGGGAAUUGGUCAUAAGAAAAUCCGAAGAAAUGGCAUGGGUACAAAAACUGUCUCAUGCUUUGUCCUCGAACGUAGAAGUAACAAAUCGUGCGUAAUUUCCAAACAACAAGAGACACAUCCAAAAUACAAAUCUAAUAUAUUUGUUGCGAUAUUCUGCUCUUUCACCAUUGCACACCGUACGUGUUUUCAACUGAAAUGAAACAUUAGAGAUAUCUCAUCAUGAUUCAAUUCCGAUUCCUAAGAUACGUUGUAUGAUGGCAUUCGAAAGUUCUGUAAUUAAUACAAGUUAGAUCUAUCCUGAAAUAUCCAUAGUUUGGUAAUGAUAACACUCUUCUCACCAGAAACAAGACUAAGUAAUGUAUGUUCGACAGCGGUGUAUGUUUUCUUUCGUCAACCAGAAACUCCCUCUCUUGUAUUUGUUUUUACCUAAAGCCUUCAUAUACCUAUGUAUGUUUAAAUUUCCGUAACUUUUGAAUUAGGUAUGCAAUUGAUAUAUGUGACAAGUAAAUAAAUUACAUUAAUUGAAA